GGCGAAUUGAACCGUAUCAUUCAAAUAGGAAAGUCUUUCGUAAUCAGUAUGUAUAAGCGCGUGUGCUUUUUUUGACCCAAUAUUAUACAUCUUAUAUCUACGAUAACGAUGUAAUCUGAGGUCAUGUGGGUAUGUAAAUAAUUAAGCUGUGAAUCAAAUUCUCUCUUCCGAAAAAACCAUUCGGUAUCCGUUUAUUUGACGCGACUUGCGUAAUAUCAGUUGAUCAAAAGUUAACACUGAUCUGUUAUUUGCGGAUUGCAUUGUAUCGCGGAGCUGUGAAAGUCAGAUUGAUUUUAUAAAAUUCGUAGACCUCACGUGCGGUUAUUCAAUGUCAACAAUGGUUAGCCCGCGAAAUGACGGUGGCUCCGUUGUCACGGUGCGGACGACGGGACUAACAACUUACAUAGUCAUCGAGAUAGCAGAGGAAUUCCUCGCAAGGAAGUUUGAUUUUGAAAACUUCGUCUCGACGGACUUAAAACACACAAUGAGUGCGAAAGUCAAAGCAAAGACAGUACCACCAAACGAAUUAUUAAACAGUGAGACAUCGACACAACAGGCAAUAUUCACUGUUGGGUUAAUCUUCUGUGCUUCAUUGAUAGCACUCUUCUACGUGUACGCCAGCUUUCCAGAGUUGGCAGAGGAUGAAAAAAAGGAUAUGAAACUUCCGUUUGACAUCGAGGAUGCCAAGAGCCUUGGUAAACUGUUGGACAGAUACAAGGAUCGAUACUAUUUCCAGGUUUUGGCGGGUCUUUUCAUCACCUACAUAUUCCUACAGACAUUUGCUAUUCCUGGAUCAAUAUUUCUUUCAAUUUUAUCUGGAUUCUUGUUUCCAUUUCCAUUGGCGCUGGUACUUGUAUGCACCUGCAGUGCAAUCGGUGCAACGUUGUGCUACCUUCUUUCAUCUAUACUAGGAAGGAAAUUAUUGUACAAAUACUUUCCUGAUAAGGCAAAUGAAUGGGCUGUAACAGUCACCAAACACAAACACAAUCUACUAAGCUACAUGUUAUUCCUUCGAAUGACACCACUGCUACCAAAUUGGUUUAUAAACUUGGCAAGUCCAGUUAUUGGAGUUCCAAUGAUACCAUUUACGAUAGGAACUUUUUUUGGCGUUGCUCCGCCAUCGUUUGUUGCAAUACAAGCAGGUCAGACUUUGCACAAGCUAACUUCAUCAAGGGAUGCCUUUUCCUGGACUAGUAUCAUAGUACUUUGUUUAUUUGCUGUCUUGUCUUUGGUGCCAGUUGUACUGAAGCAAAGAUUUAGACAAAAGUUUGACUGAUUUAAAUAAUAUAGUUAUAUGUGUUUUCAAGUACAUUCCUUUCAAUAUACUGUACUGCGGUUUUUCUCAAGAAAAUUUUUUCACCGCUGUUUGGAUAAAGGUAUAAUUGUUGAUCACCAUCAGUAGUUUUUUUUAUAGACAAUUUAUAAUUUACUGCCAAAUUUUCAGUGCAAACCCUACUUGAACGUAUGGAUUAAUGUUGUAUUUGCUACUCUGAAUCGUAAAUUCUGUAUAUUGGAUUAGUUUGUCUCCUAUCAACUACAUUUUUAAGCAAAUGCCUGUUUGUUACCCAUUUAAAGAAUCUAGUUACCGUGUUGAACUGUACAUCGUAUUCGGUUAUUAUUUAUCGAAUAUGCAGGUUCAAUUUAGAAGAAAUUAUAAAUUAUUUAUUAUUUAUAUAUAUUUUUAAGUUAAAAGAAUAGGUACAAUAAUUACUGACUGAGUCAGCAAUACAACCUUCAAUGGUGUGUCCUGUAUGACGGAAAUGACCGGAAUCUUGGUAGUAAAUUUUUACCAAAUGUAUGAUAAAAUUCGCAAAUAAUUACGUAGUAUAAUUAAAUCGACGUCCUUAUUUAUUUUUACCAGAUUCCAUAGUCAUUACCAAUUUUGUUUAGAAUGAAUAUCCCUUCAUUAUCGCCACGUGAAUUCUUCUUUUUAUUGUUAGUACAUAGUUUGUGUUUGUCUUUUCCAAGAGAUUGAUCUUAUCUUCAAGGUCAUUUUUAUCGUGGUAGAAGUUUCACAAGAGAAAUUAGGUAACAGUAGUUGAUUAACCGCUACGUUUUACCCUUCAUUUAUCUUGUUCUUGUUGUAAAUACAUACAUCAUGAGUAUGAUGAACGAGCGUGUAUGUGGUGAUAGGAUAAUGUAUUGUUCGUAUUUGUUAAUAAAAAUCACAUGAAAAUUGUAAACCAUA
Molecule: messenger RNA, 2188 nt
Organism: Neodiprion virginianus
Lineage: Eukaryota; Metazoa; Arthropoda; Insecta; Hymenoptera; Diprionidae
Gene: stas
Product: transmembrane protein 41B
Exons: 5
Coding region: 329-1276 (315 amino acids)
Cellular component (GO): endoplasmic reticulum membrane
Source: RefSeq, a predicted model, not a curated record